AUGACGAACCAAGAAUAUCUGCAAGAUCUUGCUGCGCAAAUUCAAAAAGCAGUUGGGAACUACAACUCCAAUGACACGACAAGUUGGAUUCCUAUCCAAAAUGCCAUGGAAUGCCUACGCCGAGAAAUCGAGCCACCCCACAUCUUCGUCAUGAAGCAAAGAUUCCAUCUGAUCUCUAAGACUCUGGAAAAUGUCUGCAUUCUUGCCGCUCUAGAGAUGGGUCUACUUCAAAUUCUGUCCGACAAUAAAGGCAAGAGCGUUACUGCAACAGAACUAGCAAAAGUAUCAGGAUAUAAUGAGCUUUUUAUCAGUAAGCAGGACUUGUUCUAA
Messenger RNA from Penicillium macrosclerotiorum, 330 nucleotides. RefSeq lists its product as uncharacterized. The transcript is spliced from 2 exons. Lineage: Eukaryota; Fungi; Ascomycota; Eurotiomycetes; Eurotiales; Aspergillaceae. The record is from RefSeq and is a predicted model, not a curated record. Bases 1 to 330 code for a protein of 109 amino acids.